CUCGCAACCUGAAGCAUUUUCGAUAUGCGAUGCCAAUCGUGCAAUUGUCUCCAAGGCGUAGGAGCUCUUCUCACAGAAAACGAGGCCGAAAAUUUCCCACAGUUACCAAAUCGUAACUUCAAGAAUGAAGAUAUACCUUGGUCUACCUUUUUACAAUCGGCCAAGACUUGCUAUUGCUGCGAUAUUCUUCUUAGGGGGAUAACAGGGUGUUUUAGUCAACAACAGCUCCUUCUUUCCAAUGUUGAACGUGUAAGCUUUAGGUUUCUAUAUAAUGAUUGGAUAGGGGCAGGCAAUAGUUGCGAAAAGCUCAUUACUUGCUACCUGAGCGAUGGAAGCAAAUUUGCUCUUGAGUUCUUCACGCUGGAAGACGAUGCAUGCCCCUGUCCAGAAGCCUGGGAGGACGUCCCUACGUCAACAAGGACAUCCGCAGAAACGAGUUCGGAGGAGGCUUUCGAGGAAGCGUGUAACUGGCUCGAGAACUGUAAUGAUGAAUACCAUGGAGAUACAGUACCUAACGGAGAAGACCCGAGAGAUUGGAUAUCUUACUGUGUUCCCUCCUCGGAAGCCCCGAAGUCGCUAGCAAAGCUACCUGCUAGGGUAGUGGACGUGGGUAGACAUGGCGGCACAAUCAGGUUAGUUGAAGGAAAUGGACAGGCUCACAGAUACAUGUGUCUCAGUCAUUGCUGGGGGCCACAUCAAAUUAUCACGACCACGAAGUCGACUCUUGUUGAUCGAAUGAAAGAGAUACACACAGGCGAAUUGUCCAAGACUUUCAAUGAUGCGAUAUUGAUGACUCGGCGCUUUGGGAUAGAUUAUAUUUGGAUCGACUCUCUAUGCAUCGUUCAGGAUGAUGCAGCGGAUUGGGAACGCGAGUCUGCUAAAAUGGCAUCGAUCUACCAUGACGCCUACUUAACUAUCGCAGCCACAAGAUCAAGCAGUGGUGAUAUGGGCUUGUUCGCAAAGACUCCGGAUUUCGAGGUCUUCGGAACUACUCCAGAAGGUGAAGAAUACUACCUCGUCUUCCGGGAGAAAAUGGACCAUGUUCUAUGGCGAGAUACCACGACAUCCAAGUUUCCUCUGAUGACCCGGGCAUGGGUCUUCCAGGAACGAAUUCUCUCCGCACGAGUCCUACAUUUUGGACACCACGAGCUUUUUUUCGAAUGUCCGACUACAGCGUAUUGCGAAUGUGGGAAUAUUGAUUUCUUGGACCAAACCACGACAGACAUACCUAUUCCAAACCUCAAGAAGAUGUAUUCUACAGCAUUAAACUCCAUGGUUCGAACUCGGAGUGGUAAGUGGACAAAUAAAAUGUGGGUUAAAAAGGCUGGAUAUUUUAUUGCACGGACGUGGCGGUCUUUGGUAAUGGAUUACACAUCCCUUCACCUCACUAUUCCUAGUGAUCGCCUACCGGCUCUAGGUGGCGUGGCCAAAACAUUCGCAGCGAAGAGAGGUUCGCCAUAUCUCGCAGGGUUGUUCGGGGAUUCGCUUCUUGACGACCUGUUGUGGAAGACUUAUAACUGCAAGAAGCAUCGACUACCAGAAUGGAGGGCCCCUUCGUGGUCGUGGGCUAGUAUCGAUACACAUGUCAAUUACCAAGAUGGGAUAGUAUACUAUGACGAGGAAAUGUUCCUAGACGAGCCCGACGAACGAAUCGAGUUUGCAUCUAUCGAUGGUUUUAGAUGCGAGCCCGCUGGGUUAGACAAGUUCGGCCGAGUCAAAUCUGCAUCACUUCGCGUGACCAGUCAAGUUUUACCGGUGACUCUCCUUCUUAAACCUGGACUCGACCACCAGGGGCGCCAGAAUUACUGCGUUUAUGCUGAAAACAAGGAGGUGACGCCUCGAAUCUGGCCAGAUUAUGACUUGAGUCAAGCCGGCCUCUACAAUGUCCUUCCAGGAACCGAAGUCUAUUGCCUAAGGAUGAUUCGCCUAGUGGAAGAAAAUAUAGAUAUGUCUUUAAUUCUUAGAGUUGUUCCGACUCAAGUCGGAAGGAUCUUCGAGCGUAUCGGCUUCCUACAGCUCGAGCCCCGUACCCCACAGAUCGAUUGUCUGGAGCCAGAAAUGAGAGACAUAUUUGCCGCAGCACUAGAGAAGGCAGAAGUUAAGACUGUGGAUAUCAUAUAAUGAAUAUAUCUCAAAUGUUAGAUACGUAAAGAUAUAUCAUGAUUAUUGGUC
Annulohypoxylon maeteangense is the source of this 2172-nucleotide messenger RNA. Its product is annotated as HET-domain-containing protein. The record is from RefSeq and is a predicted model, not a curated record. The transcript is spliced from 2 exons. Bases 25 to 2121 code for a protein of 698 amino acids. NCBI's taxonomy places the organism in Eukaryota, Fungi, Ascomycota, Sordariomycetes, Xylariales, Hypoxylaceae.